UAAAAUGAGAGAGUGAGAGCUGACUGUCAACUGAAACAAGAUUCAUACACUCUAUCGGCAAACUGAGAUGAUGGGAAGUUAUAUAUAAUAUCCAAGCAAUGAUGAUAAGCAGUCGCUUGUUCAAUUCAGCGCCCUUUUCGAUCAUCUCCGUCAGUAACAAGAAAAAAUUCAGGUCCUCGCACUAUCCGACAGCCACCGCAAUUCAUUCGAUCAAAUCGGAGGUUUCAAUGGAUUCUACGCCCAAAACCAACGACACCUCUUUCGAGUUUCUCUGCAAGAAGCCUUACACGCCGCCUUCGUGGGCAGCCAACCUCAAUCCAAUUCCUUCCCACGUUUUCUCCCUCGGCCAGUUUCCGACUCCAAUUCACAAGUGGAACCUCCCUAAUUUGCCCAAGGGAACCGAGGUUUAUCUCAAGCGUGAUGAUCUUUCAGGAAUGCAAUUGAGUGGUAACAAAGUCAGGAAACUUGAAUUCUUGAUGGCGGAGGCGGUGGCGCAAGGUGCUGAUUGCAUUAUAACUAUUGGAGGGAUACAAAGCAAUCACUGCCGAGCCACUGCUGUGGCUGCCAAGUAUUUGAAUCUCGACUGCUAUCUUAUUCUACGCACGUCUAAGGCUCUAGUAGACCAAGAUCCCGGGUUGACUGGAAAUCUCUUAGUCGAACGUUUGGUUGGAGCACAUGUAGAUCUUAUAUCAAAAGAAGAAUAUGCUAGCAUUGGGGCUGUAGCUCUCACCAACAUACUGAAAGAAAAGCUGUUGAGUGAAGGCAGAAAGCCGUAUGUCAUUCCCGUGGGUGGAUCCAACUCCUUGGGGACUUGGGGCUAUGUCGAAGCAGUUAGAGAGAUCCAACAACAGCUUGGAAAAGGGAGCGGUGGAAUAACAUUUGACGACAUAAUUGUGGCAUGUGGAAGCGGAGGCACAAUUGCUGGCUUAUCAGUCGGGACUUGGUUGAGUGGCUUGGCUGCUAAAGUCCAUGCCUAUUGUGUAUGUGAUGAUCCCGACUAUUUCUAUGACUACGUUCAAGGCCUAAUCGAUGGGCUCCAGGCCGGUGUUAGCUCGCGUGACAUUGUCAACAUUCAAAAUGCCAAAGGACUUGGUUAUGCCAUGAAUACAUCAGAAGAGCUAAAUUUUGUGCGAGAAAUUGCUAAAGCCACCGGUAUUGUUCUUGACCCCGUCUACAGCGGAAAAGCUGCAUACGGGAUGAUGAGAGACAUGGCUGAGAAUCCCAGGAAGUGGGAAGGAAGAAAGGUCCUCUUUGUACACACUGGAGGCUUCUUGGGACUGUACGAGAAAACCGAGCAGAUAACGCCACUGGUCGGAAACUGGCGCAGAAUGGAUGUCCAUGCGUCCAUCCCUCGCAAGGAAGGCACGGGCAAGAUGUUCUAGAAACUUCUUUGGCCUAAGUGAACAUGUUCAAUUUCAAGAAUGGGGGAGUCAUGAUUCUUAUUUGUAACCUCUUUUGCUGCAAUAUAACUUAGUUCUCUUGCAUAUGUUGUGGUGACAAUGACAUCAUAGUGAUGUGUGUGUGAAUGUUGUGAAGAAUUCAUUUAAAGCCUUUUGAAACAUAAAUAAACUUUAGUGUCACCUAA
Salvia splendens (bonfire salvia) is the source of this 1585-nucleotide messenger RNA. Its product is annotated as bifunctional D-cysteine desulfhydrase/1-aminocyclopropane-1-carboxylate deaminase, mitochondrial-like. Gene Ontology annotation, molecular function: D-cysteine desulfhydrase activity. NCBI's taxonomy places the organism in Eukaryota, Viridiplantae, Streptophyta, Magnoliopsida, Lamiales, Lamiaceae. The transcript has 10 exons. The record is from RefSeq and is a predicted model, not a curated record. The coding region runs from base 99 to 1382 and encodes 427 amino acids.